AUGAAUUUUCCUCCACCCAACAGAGCCCCCAACCAGACCCUCCUCAGUAGGGGCCAGCAAAUUCUCGCCAAUGGCCGCCAGAAACGCCGCGAGUACCUCGAGAAAACCUUGGCCCGCCGCGAGGCUGCAGCAGAGCGUCGCCGCCGUGAACUCGCCUUUUACGAGGCGCCCAGCGCCAGCGACGAGCUAGGCAGCCACAGCCACGACGCGCCAGCCAGCUACGACUCAUCUCCCAACUACACCGAGGCCAUGUACGACAUGCCAGCUGGCUACGAUACGCCUGCCGGUUACGAUGCCAGCUACAACGAGUCCGUCAGCCACGGUUUGCGCUCCAGUUUCGAGGCUCCAUCCAGUUACGUCAUGUCAAACAACCACAUGAUGGCAGGCAGCCAUGACAUGCCAGCCAGCUACGACGCAACAACCAUCCACAACGUUCCUGCUGACUACGACACAACAACCAUUCACCAUGUCCCGGUCAGCUACGGUGUUCCCGCUCAAUCUGAGGGUCGUCGUCGUCAGUUUCAUCUCGGCGACAUCCACGAACAGCGUCGCAAGUUCAACCAUUUCAUGAGCCGCGCCGCCGCCUUUGAUGACGAAAGCGACGAUGAAGAAUACUCGCCGCAGUAUUCGCCGCAGUAUGAUGCCGAGACGUCGCCUACUGAUUCCGAUGAGCUCGGCAAACAUUUGGCUCAGGACUUCCGUGGCAUGAAGGCAUUCAAGGACGCCUUGCCUGUUCCCAAGGGUCAAAGAUGGUGGGAGCGUUACCGUGAUCCAGAGUGGGACCCGGCGACGGCUCAUGUCAUUCCUCCGGACCAAAUCAGGCGCCGUCCUCCACCCGAUCCUGAAACGCCUUUGAAGCCAUCAUUCAAUUGGAAUCUCGCCGAGAACUCCAACUCGAUCAUCCUGGCUUCAACCCCGGUCGAGACUCCAGCAGUGACCCCAGCUGAGACUCGAGCAGUGACUCCAGCUGAGACUCCAGCAGAAACUCCGGCUGAGUCUUUAGCUGAGUUCACACAGCGUGGUCUGCUAGACCAGCGCUUGCAAGAGGAACGCGAUCAGCGGGUCAAGGCGAAGGUCGACUCCAUGUGGGCAAAAGCUUGGACAGACAAAGGCUUGGAUCCAGACCCCGAGGUCCGCAGAGAGCAGUAUCGGCAGUCGCGUCUUCAGAGGCUUGCUGAAAGGCGGCGGCAAGUUGGAAUCAAACCCAAGUCAUUGAGGAUCACAACCUCCGAGGUCGACAAAAUUCCUUCAUCGGAUUCAAGCACGCCCGAGUCGCCUCAUUCUCCCACGCCCAGCAAAGAGCCGUUGCAAUCCAAGCAACAGAGACCACAAUCUCCUAUUGUUCCCGACAAGGCUCAGCCACCAAACAGCCAACGUGUUUCCAGCACUGCGAUUUCCGACGCACCUCAGGAAAUACAAAAGGCUUCCAUCCCUGCGGUUCCAGAGAGACCUCAGCCGGUCUCCGGCCAGGAGAAGGACUCCAGCCCUGCUCAGCCUGGUGAGAUUCAGCAAUCAUCAAGCCAGGAGGUUCCUCGCACUCCUCCCGUCGAGACUCAGCAACAGUCUGGUCAGGAGAAGGCUCAGACUCCACCCCUCAAAGCUCAGGAGCCAUCCGACCGGGAGAAACCUUUCGCUGUCCCCCGCAAGUUUCCCCUCACUUUUUACGAAAAGAGGCAACUCCAAUACAACUCACCUGAGUCUCUUGACACCAGCCCAGGGUCCGCCCGAUGGGCCAAGAGGAUAGUGACAUGCGAAGACCCGCUCACUAUCCAUUUCCCAUUCCCCGAGGGGUAUGUGGAGCCACCACCGCUUUCUCCGGAUGAAGUGGAUGAGGAUCGGGAGGUUUUGCGAGCGUUGAGCCGAAAGUUGGCGCCUACGUCUUCGCGUCUGACUGAAGAUGACCCGACCGAGCCCACAAAAGCGGACGCCGGAGGAGAGCAGGAAGUCCUCCAGCAGCGAUCGAUGAAUGCACGAUUGGACGCCGCAAGAAAAGGUAUCCGAGAUGCUUAUCACACCACGAGACAGCUCAUCGCCUCGAUCGACACGACAGAGAUUGUCGGAAACAAAUGCAACGCCUGCGAGGCCUGUGGCCAUGUCGAACAAAAUCCCAUUCUCAUGAUCUGCACCGGCGUCAAGAGACUUUUCCUCUCGCGCAGCCAUCACGGGCAAAUGAAGCCGACCUGGUUUGGCUUUCUGUUCAUGCUUCUUCUUUCUUGGUACAUGAUGGAGAUUGCGAUCUCCGAAUUCUUCGGCACUUCCGAUUACGCGUCUACCAUGCACGAUUACGGCGUUUUUCCUGAUUCUCCAAGAUACCCAUUUGCGCUUCUUACUCUGAUUUCAUGGAUACCCCCCUUCAGUUGGCUUUUGCCGUUGUUCAAAGCGGAUGCAUUCUACGAAGCGACGAAAACAGUCCCCAUCUUGUAA
Diplodia corticola is the source of this 2424-nucleotide messenger RNA. RefSeq names its product cell division protein. NCBI's taxonomy places the organism in Eukaryota, Fungi, Ascomycota, Dothideomycetes, Botryosphaeriales, Botryosphaeriaceae. The coding region runs from base 1 to 2424 and encodes 807 amino acids. The record is from RefSeq and is a predicted model, not a curated record. The transcript has a single exon.